ACCACCCAGUGGCAAUAGCUGGAGACUUCAACGCCUGGGCAGUAGACUGGGGUAGCAAGAAUACAAACGCGCGAGGAAAGGAAUUACUAGAAGCCUUUUCUACAUUAGAUGUAGUACUGCUCAACAAUGGUGACACACCAACCUACACCAAAGGAGACACAAGUUCUAUUGUAGAUCUCACUUUCGUCAGUGGCAGCCUCACCAGAGGUAAUAUCAACUGGAAGGUGAUGGAUACCUACACAGCCAGCGACCACAACGCGAUUCUCUGGGAAAUAUUAAACGCCCAGAGCCCGAGAAGACCUAAAAAGCAACUUAACACCAUUGGUUGGAAGGUAAAAACUCUUGACCCAAGGGCAUUGUUAGUAGCUCUCAAUAGUGACCAGAUUAUCGCGGGCUGCGCAGAAGAGAAGACCAAGGACCUGAUGAAAAGAGUGACCCAGGCGUGUGACGCCAGUAUGUCUCGUAGACGUGGCAUAAACACAAGUCCCCAAUAUUGCUUUAAAAACAACUAUAAAAGCAGUGCCAUCAUUGUUCCUGGACGUCUACGACACAUGCCUCAAGGAAGGGAUUUUCCCUCGAAAGUGGAAGCAGCAACGACUAGUACUACUUUCAAAAGGGAAAAAGCCACCAGAAGAACCGUCAUCUUAUCGACCACUUUGUAUGUUAGACACGACAGGUAAGAUACUUGAGCGUAUAAUCCA
Messenger RNA from Cotesia glomerata, 701 nucleotides. RefSeq lists its product as uncharacterized. The record is from RefSeq and is a predicted model, not a curated record. NCBI's taxonomy places the organism in Eukaryota, Metazoa, Arthropoda, Insecta, Hymenoptera, Braconidae. The transcript is spliced from 2 exons. Bases 228 to 680 code for a protein of 150 amino acids.